Rosa chinensis is the source of this 909-nucleotide messenger RNA. RefSeq lists its product as uncharacterized. The transcript has a single exon. NCBI's taxonomy places the organism in Eukaryota, Viridiplantae, Streptophyta, Magnoliopsida, Rosales, Rosaceae. Gene Ontology annotation, molecular function: nucleic acid binding; RNA-DNA hybrid ribonuclease activity. The record is from RefSeq and is a predicted model, not a curated record. Bases 1 to 909 code for a protein of 302 amino acids.
AUGUUGUCGCAGCCCAUUCUUAGGGGUCAAAUUGGCAAAUGGGUCUUGGCUCUUUCAAAAUUUUCUUUACAAUAUGUCCCUCAAAAGGCUGUUGAGGGUCAAGCCAUUGCGGAUUUUCUAGUGCAUCAUCCCAUGCUAGACGCUCCAGAGCUUCGCGAGCUAGAGGUCGCGACAAAUUUAUGGGGAAAGGCAUGUCAUAUACAUUGCUCUGAACCUUUCACCGAUGGCCAGGCAGCGGUCAUGUUACAGCCGUGGGUAUUGUACUUUGAUGGUUCCCGAACAGAUACCAUGGCCGGAGUAGGAAUCGCACUGAAGAAUCUGGCUGGAGAUCACUUUUCGUACUCAUUCCAGUUGGAGUUUCAAUGUACCAACAACCAGGCUGAAUAUGAGGCCUUAAUCAUAGGCCUAGAAGUACUGCUGGAAAUAGGAGUCAGAGACAUACAAAUACUUGGAGAUUCUCUCCUGGUCAUCAAUCAGCUAAGCGAAAAGUUCAGGUGCGUUAGCUUUGCGCUGGUCCCUUAUUUAAACAGGACACUAGAACUGUUGGACCAGUUUGAUGACGUGGAUCUUGAGCAUAUUCCUCGCGAACGAAAUUUCACCGCGAACGAGUUGGCCCAGCUGGCAAUAGGGGUAACGCUGAGAUAUGGCGUGCGCGAGAGAAUCUUGAAAGUAGAGCGUCGAACGCUUCCUUCUUGGAUGGCGAGAAAAGAUCCUCCAGACAACACGUCAGUAGCGACUUUGGAGCCCAUUAAUGUGGAUUGGCGCAUCCCUUUGAUCAAUUAUAUCAAACAUCCUGAUCAGACUGUGGAUAGAAGAAUUCGCUACCUUGACCUCAACUAUUUCCUCAUAAAUAAUGAGCUACAUAGAAGAGGAGAAGAUGGCAUAGGUGUGUUUAUGGCAGCGAGGUGA